GGAAGCAGUCUCAACUUAUUUUACUCGUGGCUGCUGUCAACAGGCAUUCACAAUUCUGCAGUCUGAGAUUGAGAGAAUGGAGAAACAACUUCAUCUCUUAAUGAAUGUCGAAACCGUCAACAUUCUGCAGUCUGAGUUCGAGAGAAUGGACAAACGACUUCUCGAAGUCCUCGACAUUUUGAAAACCCAGAGGUCAGCCAACUUGCCUACGAAAUGGACAUUUGACCCAUUCACAACCCAUGGCGCACUGGUGGGAGCCGAGGCUUCUUUGGAAGAGCUCAAGCAAAUCUUGCUGGUACCCAGUCUGCCAGGAGGUCCAGCAGUCGUGUGCCUCCAUGGGAUGGGAGGUGUGGGCAAGACAACACUUGCAAUGCAAAUUCAUGAUAGUGAUGAGAUGAGGUCUAAGUUUCGUGAUAAGAUAAUGUACGUAGCUUGUGGCGAGGCACGAACUCGCCCCGAGAUUAUUGGCAUGGUGUACAGGCAAUGGAGGACGCAGACAGGUGCUGACCACAGGGAGCUGGAUGAAGCCGAGAAGAAGUGUGCAUUUCUAAAGAGAAAAAUGAAGGAUGAGAGAUUUCUCAUGGUUUUUGAUGAUGCGUGCCAAAGUGACCAAAUUGAUUGGAUUCGCGAGGUUUUCCCUGAGAAUUGUAGAGUCAUCGUCACAACAAGGAACAGGGAAGUUGUGCAAAUCCCUGGGACAAAAUGCUUCCAUGUCGAACCGUUGAGGGAGGGUGAAUCUUUCAGAUUGUUCUGUCAUUUUGCCUUUGGGAGGCAGGUCUCUCCCCCUGACCUUGACGAUGUGGCGAGAAAAGUAUGCAAACAAUGUGGUGGGCUACCAUUGGCUCUUAAGGUUGUUGCUUCAAGCAUUUGUCCAAGAAACCAAGACAGAGGACUUUGGGAUCAGUGGCACGAGUUUUUGAAAGGAGCUCACCCCGCCCAAUGUCAGCCUGGUGCAGUCUCUGACUUUCACAGAAAAGUGAUAAAGACACUCCAGAGAUCCAUUGAAGCUCUUGCCGAGAUAGACCCCUCAGGCUGUGUCAUGGAUAUGUUUCUGGAUCUCGCUGGCUUUCCAGAAGACGAACGAGUGUCACGUGAUUUGGUCGAAGCACAGUGGUCCAUCUAUCCUUCUUGCGGAGACUACGGAUUGGAAACAGCUAGGGAGAGGUUGAACGCAAUGGUCAGCUUGUCCUUGGUGGAAGCCCACGGUGACUCAUAUGUGAGCUUACAUGAUAUGAUUCGCAAAGCGGCACUUGAUAUGAUCAACUCAGUCUCAGCACCAACUGUUACAUUAGGAGGGAUGAGCCGUGGAGGAGGAUCAGUAGAGUGCGCGAAUGGAUUCAGACAGCGACUAUUUUUGCUGGAUCGUUGCCCUCCUACCGAUAGUACCGAAGAAGCAGAAAUUCAUGAAUCCACAAGGAAAUUUAUGUUAAGUACGUCAAGUGGCUCCACCGAGGAAGACAUUCCAGAUUCUUCGUUGGAAAUGCCACACUUGGUGAGUUUCUACUGGUCUUGGCCCCGUGAAGUGCUAUUCUUUGUUGAUGAAAAUGAGGAGGAUGCACAUCUAUCACUUGGGGAAAACUCAUUGGAGCGUGGGCGAGAAUUUCUGCAGCAAGUAACUUCUAGCAGCCCGCUGCAGAUCAUGACAUUACUGAACUUUCCAAAGCCAAGCGUGCUGCCACAUGACUACUUCUCAUCCUUUCUGAACCUCCGGGUGCUGUGGGUGGAGUUCUUUGGCACAUCCUCCGAUGAAGAAUUCCCUUGCUCGAUCAGACACCUGCGAAAAUUGGAGGUACUGGUAAUUGACUUCAGUUGCAAUGCUGCAGCAUUUUCGGCGAAGCUUUCCAUUAGCCCAGAAGCCAUUAGCGAACUCCGCCAGUUGAGAGUGCUGAGAAUGUGUGGAGUUGCAUUUCUCAAAGGUAGCGAGACUGGUAAUGGGGUGUUGCCGUUUCUGCUAAGCUCACCAUGUCUGCAGGACUUUUCCAUAAGUUUAUCCGAUACCGUUUCUUUGUCUGAUCAAGAUAUCCCCUCCAGCAUUGGGAAUUUGACACGUCUCCGUUCCAUUAAAUUGGAGGGCUCGUACUGUCUCAAAGAGGUUCCCCCGGCAAUAGGGUGCCUGACAAAGCUGGUGAAGCUAAGUAUCAUCAAUUCAUGGGAUCUCAGAAGUUUGCCUGUCACGAUUGGAUUGUUAUCAUCCCUCACACGUUUGGAGAUUCUAUCCUCCAAACUUGAGUCCAUCCCUGAUGACAUUGGUGACCUCCAAAGUCUCGUUCACCUUUCCAUCAAAUCGGCCAGAUUACGGGCAGUGCCACCAGCUGUUGGACGUCUUUCACGUCUGACUUCUCUGGACCUCUCAGACUCGUUGCAAUUUGUCGAGUCCAUUCCUGAAGCUUUCUGGGUUCUGACUCAGCUUCGACAACUAAGCUUGGAACGUUCUGGACUUCGCUGCCUGCCGGAGGAGAUUGGGAAUUUAACAGAGCUUAGGGAAUUGAAUCUGAGUUUUUCUGGUUUUAGAUCCCUGCCUUUAUCAAUCGGCAUGCUAUGCAUGCUAACUCGCCUCAACCUCUCGUCGUCAUUUUUUCUCUGCGACUUGGGCAUGGGGAUUUCAGGUCUGAGCAGUUUGAGGUGCUUGAGCCUUCAAUAUUGCACGUCCCUGACAUUCCUGUCGGACGGCAUCUGCAAACUUGGAAAUCUGACUCGCCUCAACCUUAGUGGCUGUUCGACGCUGGCUUCCUUACCUGACGAAAUGGGGUGGUUGUCACAGCUGAGGGUGUUGAAUUUGCAGUACGCCCAGUCAUUGGAAUCGCUUCCUGAUUCAGUGAGCAACUUGGGUCGCUUGAUGGAGCUCAACCUGUCAAACUGCACCAGUCUUACGAAGUUGCCAAGAAGCAUCCCAAACCUGAAAGAACUGAAACUGAGCCUCCAUGGCUGUGCAAGACUUCGAAAUCUUCGGGAAAGUUUGAUACAAUUGUUGAGACUUCGAGAUCGUUCAAAAUGCCCAAAAAAGACGCCCAUGGAAACCAGUGCUCCUCACGAAUCAGAGUUUCUGGAGGCCUACGAUAACGGUCGUCAUCCGGAAAGGCUCAAGCGGGUAAGGAAACUUCGAGAUUUCGCAAGAGCUGGCGAUCCUUUCGCCAACCUCAAUCUACUGGAUGAGUUGUUUGGGCUAGAGAAUAAGAGAAUGAAUUGAGCAUCCAUUCCUAUUGUGUCCCAGAACUAUGCUAAUAUGGCCACAUGGUGGGAUAAAAUAUGGCGAUGGCUGCAAUCUAGAACAAAUCUAGCAAAAUGAG
Messenger RNA from Chara braunii, 3287 nucleotides. The record is from the annotation of a GenBank genome assembly. NCBI's taxonomy places the organism in Eukaryota, Viridiplantae, Streptophyta, Charophyceae, Charales, Characeae.